AUGGCGGCCCUUGCCCGCCUGCUGGAACGUCUCCUUUGGCCAGCCCGCAAGGAAGAGGAGAUGAAGGAAGAAGAGGAGGGAUGCAGGUCUCCCAACCGGCCUCAGUCCCUCCUAGACGCGCCGCGUUGCGCCCAGCGGCCGCACGGGGGUGCGGCGGCGGCGUGCGGUCUGCGCUUCGGGGCUAGCGCAGUACAGGGCUGGCGAGCACACAUGGAGGACGCUCAUUGCGCUUGCCUUGCGCUACCCGGGCUGCCCCCGGGCUGGGCUUUCUUCGCAGUCCUCGACGGCCACGGCGGGGCAAGAGCCGCCCUCUUCGGCGCGCGCCACCUGAAGGGCCAAGUACUUGAGGCGCUAGGCCCGGAGCCCAGCGAGCCCCAGGGCGUAUGCGAAGCACUGCGCCGCGCCUUUCUGAGCGCAGACGCGCGCCUGCGUGCGCUCUGGCCCCGCGGCGAGCCGGGGGGCUCCACCGCUGUGGCGUUACUCGUUUCCCCGCGCUUUCUGUACCUGGCGCACUGCGGUGACUCUCGCGCGGUGCUGAGUCGCGCCGGCGCCGUGGCCUUCAGCACCGAGGACCAUCGGCCCAUCCGUCCCCGAGAACGUGAACGCAUCCAUGACGCGGGCGGCACCAUCAGCCGUCGGCGCCUCGAGGGCUCUUUGGCAGUGUCCAGAGCACUGGGAGACUUUGCCUACAAAGAGGCUCCGGGAAGGCCCCCAGAACAGCAACUCGUUUCCGCGGAGCCUGAGGUGACCGCCCUGGCACGCCAAGCGGAGGACGAGUUCAUGCUCUUGGCUUCUGACGGCGUGUGGGACGCGAUGUCCGGGUCUGCCCUAGCGGGACUGGUGGCAUCGCGCCUCUGUUUGGGCUUGGCCCCAGAGCUUCUCUGCGCGCAGCUGUUGGACACGUGUCUUUGCAAGGGCAGCCUGGACAACAUGACCUGCCUCCUGGUCUGCUUUCCGGGGGCUCCCAGACCUUGUGAGGAGGCCGUCAGGAAGGAGGUACUGCUCGAUGCAGCCCUGGGACACAGAGUUGCAGAGCUGUGUGCCUCUGCCUCAGAGCCCCCCAGCUUGAACACAGUUUUCAGGACUCUGGCCUCUGAGGACAUCCUGGAUUUACCUCCUGGGGGAGGGCUCUACUGCAAGGCCACAGUCAUCGCUGAAGCUUAUUCUCAGUUCUGCCAGGCCUCAAGACAGCGCUGUGUGAAGGGGCAGAAAGGGGCUGAGGAACCCACUGGCGCCCAUUCAAUCUCUGCCUUGCACUUGGAGGCUUAACAGCUGUCAUCCUUUGAGGACCCUCUGCCCAGCUGGGACCUCAGCGGAAUUAAG
This is a messenger RNA of Budorcas taxicolor (takin), 1323 nucleotides long. It is a transcript of the gene PPM1N, whose product is annotated as protein phosphatase, Mg2+/Mn2+ dependent 1N (putative). The record is from RefSeq and is a predicted model, not a curated record. Gene Ontology annotation, molecular function: magnesium ion binding; manganese ion binding; protein serine/threonine phosphatase activity. NCBI's taxonomy places the organism in Eukaryota, Metazoa, Chordata, Mammalia, Artiodactyla, Bovidae. Gene Ontology annotation, biological process: protein dephosphorylation. The coding region runs from base 1 to 1269 and encodes 422 amino acids. The transcript has 5 exons.